AUGGCCCUCAGAAAGGCAGUGCUCUCCCUCACCACGUGGAUUUCUUUCACCAAGGACAAGCAUACCCUCCACGACUCGACAGCGGAGCGGAGAACCUGGUCCCGCGAGAUCGAAAAGAAGGACGGACUGCACGCUCAAUACACGUGGAUCCGAGAUCACAAAGCCGAGCUCCAAGAGGGCAAGAACCUUGUCCAACGCGAGAUGCAUAUCAGCGCACAACUCCUACACCUACAGACUCUGGUUGACCAGGAGAGCUCCCCCGACCCUUCCCAUCAAGAGCAGAUACUCCAACACGAGGCCGAGCUCAAACGGAUCAACCAAGAGUGUUUGGAGCACCAAGUACGACUUGCCGAGUUGGAGAGUUAUAAGCCGCCCGGACAAGUAGCUGGCAAUCACCUCGUCCUCACGCAAACCCCGAAGCGUGGAAGGCCGAACGAGAGAGUUGUCAAAGUCAUGGGGGAUGCUGUGCGCGCGAUUGCGGCUGUUGCGAGCGCAACCUGCGAACCGUCCGAGAUCGUGCCGGAGGACUGCGGUAUCUCCAUUGUUCUCGAAGCUGUGUCUGCUGUGCACGGCAUCGAGGAGAGCGUCGGGUUUCGUCAUCCUCUUCUACACGUUCGCGUCACCCCAGUGUUCACCGGCCACUCACUCCCGAUGGGUAUGUGCCUUGAAUGGGAGGAACAGUGCAUUCUUAGCAAUCUGGAUGGAUUUCGACGGGAAUGGGUUCAUUAG
Penicillium brasilianum is the source of this 729-nucleotide messenger RNA. The record is from the annotation of a GenBank genome assembly. Lineage: Eukaryota; Fungi; Ascomycota; Eurotiomycetes; Eurotiales; Aspergillaceae.